Molecule: messenger RNA, 3112 nt
Organism: Laetiporus sulphureus 93-53
Lineage: Eukaryota; Fungi; Basidiomycota; Agaricomycetes; Polyporales; Laetiporaceae
Product: PGAP1-domain-containing protein
Exons: 7
Coding region: 6-2945 (979 amino acids)
Biological process (GO): GPI anchor metabolic process; endoplasmic reticulum to Golgi vesicle-mediated transport
Cellular component (GO): endoplasmic reticulum
Molecular function (GO): phosphatidylinositol deacylase activity
Source: RefSeq, a predicted model, not a curated record
CCUCAAUGCGAUCUCCUUUCGUUGUGCUCGUCUUUAUCAGUGUAUUCUCAUUAUCUUGCGUUUUCCUUUUGUAUCAUGCAGGCUCCGACAUUAUCUCUUCUUUGUCACCCCAGGGCUGUCGAAUGUCCUGGAUGUCGCCAUCCUAUGUUCUCCAAGCCGCUUUCAAUGACCGCUGGACGCCACUGGCCUCACGAUAUUCGCUGUAUCUGUACCGCGAAGUUGGAUGGGAGUCCCCCUCUGAGCUUCAUGGAUCGCCAGUUCUCUUUAUCCCUGGGAAUGCGGGUUCGUCACACCAAGUUCGGUCUAUAGCGUCCUCGGCGACUCGUCAGUUCUUCUCUUCUCCCUACCACAUCUCUUCGGAGUUCGAAUCUCACUCUUAUAAACAUCUGGAUUUCUUCGCACUGGAAUUUAACGAGGAUCUUUCUGCAUUUCAUGGGCCUACUCUUGAUGCCGAAACGAGCUAUGCACGGGCAGCUAUCAGCUACAUCCUCGCUCUCUAUCCUGAACCAACAUCCGUGAUUGUGCUUGCGCACUCGAUGGGCGGAACAGUGGCCACUGCUCUACUCCCCCACCCGAACAUAUCUGCCAUUAUAACGAUGUCCACCCCGCACAAACUUCCACCCGCCCGACUCGACCGUCGCGUCGACACCAUCUUCGCGUCCAACCGACGCAUUCUGGCUGAGGACCCGACACCAAUUAUCUCUCUUUGCGGAGGUGCGACCGACCUGCUCGUUCCCGCAGAGUCUUGCAUCAUACCUGUGUCGAAGCCAAUGCAAGAGACGUACCGGCGGACAGUGUUCACGAGCGCAUUAGAGGGCGCAUGGACUGGUGUAGGACAUAAGGAGAUGGUGUGGUGCCACCAGGUGCGCUGGCGCAUAGCGAGAGCCGCAAUCGAGCUUGCCGCUGUAUCGCAAUCGUCACCGACAGAACGGGGAAAGGCACUUGAUCGGUGGCUGAGAGAUGGGCACACACUUCCAGAAGGUGCCACACGAACGAGCAGCUUUGACGUCAACGGUGGUGAGGUCGAAUACCUUGGCGCGUCCUCAUCGCUGGUAUUACGCCAGCCGUCCUUCUCGGGCUCGCGCACAUAUUUCCUCCCGAUUCCUCUGCAACCGAGAACCAAAUUCACGCUGUACCUCUCCCGCGGAUCCUUAGCGCCGAUAUCACCGCAUACUCCCCUUCCUUUACGUGUCUCAGUCUUCCAAUGCUCCAGAUCACCUUUUGAGACAUGUACAAAUCUUUCCCCAACAGUGUUGAAACUCGUUCCGGAGCCAAUUGCAGGCAUGUCGUUCCCAGUCCCAGAUGAGGGGACGGAUGAGAGUGAGGGAGUGGUCGUAUUUGCUGCUGAUGUAGAGGCAGGGCGAGAAGAGCAGAGCUAUGUUGCAGUCCACGUAGAGGGUGCGGAUGGAAGGGGUUGGAUUGUUGCUGGAUUCAGUUCCGCCGAUGUGGUUGUGAGUGAUAUUGGAGUAUUAGAUCUUGCGUGGUCGAGGGUGAAGCUUCAUUUUUCGGGAAGUCCACUUUGGACACAAGUCUCGUUUCCCAAGCUGUUAUCAAGCUCUCUGCUUGUAUACCGGCUCACUCCUCAGCUGAAGGAUGAAUCAUCUUGUUCAGAUGCACAGUUUGUCCCCAUCCUCCAACACACCUCCCACCAGUCUGAGACACACUACUUCUCACUUGACCCUCAUAGUCCACGCAAGCCGAUCCUUUUGCACUCACAUGCAUCCGGGCCAUUCCUGCCUCCUACAGCGCCCGCUGCGGGAAAAGGAUUCAAUCUUACGGUGUACUCCUCGGACGAGCGAGGUUGCGCUCUGGAGAGCAUGGUAUUGACGGUGGAUUGGUGGGGUUCAUUAGGACGGUGGGCAGGUCGAUAUGCUCAGGCAGCAGUUGCCUGGGGUGUGGGCAUUUGCGCACUCAUACUGCACUAUGCAUGGAGUGUCACAGAAGCAGGAGGGCCCUCACCCUCCAUCGUGCACAGUCUUGCGCAUAUAGUUUCUUAUGUGCUCCCGCGUUUACUUCCGGCGUCUAUCGUGAUAUCUUUGCUGCCGUUGCCUGAAAGUCUCUGGUUGGGCAACGCUGGCGAACCUGCUUUCGCGAUAAUUGCACCGAUCUUGCUUGGUGUCACAGUUGGGUUAAUAGCCAUCACAUGGGUCGUAGUCGGCGGAUUGGUUCAGCUGGUAGGAAGGAUUACUGCCUUCUUCCCGAGAAGAGCAUUAAGAGCACCAAGGCCUAGAGAAACCAGUUCGCGGCGAAAUGCGCUGUUGUCCAUGGGUCUCGUAGUCUUUCUUAUCAUCGUGAUCAUACCGUGGCAAGUGGCUUUUCUAUGUGCAUGGAUAUACCACUUCUAUACAUGUGCAGCGAACGCCUCGUUGGCAUUUUAUCCAGCACCAUCUACUGCUAUUUCCCUCAUCCCUCGGCAAGCCUCGUCCUCGAAUUUUCCCACUAGUGCGCAUGGUGCCUCCCGCGUGUCGUCUUCUCCCUCCUCUCAGCCACCUUCUCCAUCGUCGCCUUCCCUACGAGAUGCUCCUGCCGCUGAUGCGAAUGUCUUGGACGCGAAACACAACCAGGAUCAGCAUCUGCUAUUGAUCAUGGCGUGGUUGUUGCCAAUCGCUGCCCCCGUGCUUGUAGUUUGGGUGCGUACGGUUGCGGGAUCUGGGAUCAGGGCCGUGUGGGGAUCAGCCUCGGGCUGGGGUCCGGACAGGAAUGUGUUGAUCGUCGCGCCAUGGCUCGUCUUAGUCGAAUGGGCGGGCUCUGGUGGCAGUCUCUUCACUCAAGCUGGGAUAUUGUCCUGGCCGAGGCACGCGGUAUUGGCGCUAGCGUUCACAGCAUUUUUUGCUGGACCGCGGGCACCGUAUAUAGUGUUCGAGGCCGCCAGUGUAGUGAUGGCACUGUUAGUCUUGGUCAAAAUCGGCCGCGGGUACUGGAGCGGGGAGAUAACGUCUCUAUAAUUUCUUCCUUACAUGCAUCCGUGAUGUUCAUCAGUUUUCCGGAAUAUUGGCCAGAUUGUAUUUCUAGAUCCACUUCCGUGGUUGCUGUCUAGAGGCCGCUAGCACUUAGUGGCAGAUCAAUAGACCUCAGGCGUUAGGAUUGCCUAGGCCUAAUAAUUACGUUGAUG